Messenger RNA from Physcomitrium patens, 3500 nucleotides. Its product is annotated as putative serine/threonine-protein kinase At1g54610. The record is from RefSeq and is a predicted model, not a curated record. Gene Ontology annotation, molecular function: RNA polymerase II CTD heptapeptide repeat kinase activity; ATP binding. Gene Ontology annotation, cellular component: cyclin-dependent protein kinase holoenzyme complex; nucleus. Gene Ontology annotation, biological process: protein phosphorylation; positive regulation of transcription elongation by RNA polymerase II. Lineage: Eukaryota; Viridiplantae; Streptophyta; Bryopsida; Funariales; Funariaceae.
AGGGGUGGGAAGCAUGGGCAUGGCAGACGCAUGCGGGAGCGAAGGCUGAGAAGAGUGGACGGAAAGGUUGGGCGGAGCGGAAGUGGGAGGGGAGGAGGAGGAGGACGGUGUGUUCUUGAUGGUGGUCGAUCUUAGGACGGGCCUUGAGGCAGAAGAUAGAGCAAUGCGUAGAGCUCUGUGGGGUGGAGCGCCAGAACAGUUGGUGGCGAAGGUGCUAGAGAAGCGGUGGAUGGAGCGGUAUUGUGGUCGUGUUGUUGUGCUUUCGAGUAAUUGCGAGAGCGAGCGGUGGAUAUAGGAGCUGUAUUGCUAAGAGGUCCUGCCUGGUCCAGUUAUAAGAAGUUGAUGGGUGUGGCGGGGUGAUGGCCUUUGUGCGCGCGUAUGCUGAGGUUGUGGAGAAGGACGAGUAGUGGUUGCGGAGGUCGGAAAGGGGUCAGGCGGCCCUUGGAUCAUUGGGGCCUUGACGACAGAGGGCAGGGAUGGGCUGUGUGAAGUCCAAACAUAGGGCACCGCAUGAACCAUCAGUUAGUCCUAAGGAGAAGACGAGCAUUCAUAGUGGCACCACUCGGGCGUCUAUUCGGCGACCCAGCGCGAGCGCCAAGGUCGAGACAACGGACCCAGCAUUCGUUAUCGAGAAGGAUCGGCCUAAGGUCCGGUCAAAGCAGAAUGAGGCGCAGCUGAAAGUAGACGACGCAGCCGGGGGCCGAAGUCGGGUGGACAGGACGCAUGGUGAGCCGCACCCUUGGGCUGGUACGGUACCGAAGGGCUUGGAGGGGGAACAAGUAGCAGCUGGAUGGCCGAGCUGGCUGUCGCAGGUUGCGGGGGAGGCUAUCAAGGGAUGGAUACCUCGGCAUGCUGCAUCGUUCGAGAAGCUGGACAAAAUUGGACAGGGAACGUACAGCAACGUGUACAAAGCUCGGGACCUAGAGACAGGGAAGAUCGUGGCUCUGAAGAAGGUCCGGUUCGACAACUUAGAGCCAGAGAGCGUGCGUUUCAUGGCAAGAGAGAUUCAGGUCCUGAGACGCCUGGAUCAUCCAAACGUGGUGAAGCUGGAGGGACUGGUGACGUCUCGAAUGUCGUGCAGCUUGUAUCUGGUGUUCGAGUACAUGGAGCACGACCUGGCCGGGCUGGCCGCAUGCCCUGGUAUAAUGUUCACAGAAUCUCAGGUAAAGUGUUAUCUGCAGCAGUUACUGCGGGGAUUGGAACAUUGCCAUCGGCAGGGUGUGCUUCACAGGGAUAUUAAAGGUUCCAACCUGUUGUUGGACAAUGGUGGAAUGUUGAAAAUUGCAGAUUUUGGGUUGGCAACUUUCUUCAAUCCGGACCAGAAGCAGCCUUUGACAAGCCGCGUGGUGACUUUGUGGUACCGCCCCCCUGAACUGCUGCUGGGAGCGACAGAGUACGGCGUGGCCGUGGAUCUUUGGAGCACGGGGUGCAUACUGGCAGAGCUGCUAGCCGGCAAGCCCAUCAUGCCCGGACGAACGGAGGUGGAACAACUUCAUAAGAUCUUCAAGUUAUGCGGUUCUCCGUCCGAGGAGUAUUGGAAAAAGUCAAAAUUGCCGCACGCUACGAUAUUCAAGCCUCAACAACCAUACAAGCGAUGUCUAAAUGAGACGUUUAAAGAAUUCCCAUCGUCGUCCCUAGCUCUGCUGGACACUUUAUUGGCCAUUGAACCCGCGGACAGGGGAAGCGCCGGUCAUGCAUUAACCAGUGAGUUCUUCACGACGAAGCCACUUGCUUGCGACCCGUCAAGCUUGCCGCAGUAUCCUCCGAGCAAAGAAUUUGAUGCAAAGAUUCGGGACGACGAGGCUCGCAGGCAAAGAGCACAGGGUGCACGAGCAAGGAAUUCAGAAAUGAAGCGUCCGGGCACUCGGGAGCGUGCGAUUCGACCUGGCGGUGCCCCAGAAGCGAAUGCAGAGCUUGCCGCUUCCUUAGCACAUAGACGUAACCGGCCUGGUCAAAAUAAGAGCAAGAGUGAGAAAUUCGGUCCUCUUCACGAAGAUAAGGCCGUGGCAUAUCCUAUGCAUUAUGCCCAACCACGAGCAACUCAAACAUUCAUGGAAGUUCAAGGCACAUCUCCUGUGGCACUAGGCCGAUCAUACGGCGUUUCUUCCGCAGCAGUACGAUCAGGACCACAGGCCCCUUUGGGAGGAAGCAUGGGAGCUGGGUCAUGGAACAAGAAGCACAAGGAUGACGACGGUCGGAGUGGAUCGCGGUCGAUGUCUCGACCAAAUAAGUCGUUAACAGUGUCGGAUCUACACCAGGGGAACUACCACGGAGUGGACAAGUCGAACAUGUUGGGAGCAGCGGGCAGCAGAAACGGCGGCAACCACUUUAGGGACCGGGGCAUAGGCAGGACCGGAGAUGGCGGUCAUAUGGAAGGGGGCGAUGGGCUGAGCAGGCGGGGCGAAAGAUUCGAAACGGCUCACAAGAAUGAGUUGUCGAAGCGCGAUAGUAGCUACAAGCACGAUCAGCCUUACACGAUCGCAACCCAUGGGUCACAUAGACGGGACGUAGCCGCAGUUGAUUCUCAUCAAAGGGACUCGUUGUCCAAGGUUCCAAUUGCGGGAUACCAGAAUAAUCCAGAGCGGAUGUACCAUUCUGGGCCUCUACUUCAUCCAGGGUACUCAGGACCGUCGGGCGUAGAUUUCGAUUUGGAGGAGCACGGCCGGCAUGUUCAACUGUUGGGACAGCGAGCAAUAGAGAGGGAAAGGAGUGCGCGGAAGGCGAAGGCAAGAGAAGAGUACCGAAGUAGGAGGAAAACGGAGGCGGAGGAGAUUGUGGAAGUGGGGAACGGGUUGGGUCGCAUUUCUGGGAAGUGAAGAACGAAUUGCUUGGGGUUGUGAAUUGACCCGCUGAGUGGCAGCAAGGGUUGCAUUAGGCACGCCAAACGGUAGACCAUUUUUUCGGGCUUGGUUUGAAGCGACGCGCAUCCGCAGUUGCAGGUGAGGAUGUCAGGCCCCUCACUAGGCGAUGAUUCUCAGUCCCUCACGGGCUCGCCAGUCUGCCAUUGUUUGUGCCCCCUCCUUCCCGGGGGGACCAACUCAAAUCCGCAACUGCCGAAGUUGGAGUUGGAUAUCCUGGGUAUGCGAACCAAGAUGAAUUUGACAUUGGGAUCCAUCUGGAACAACCUUUUGAUUCUGUAGGUCGAUUAAUGCCAGUCGGGAAGGAUGUUGUCAUGGUUGCAUCCACCCUGACAGGCGAUUGUACUGUAGGGAUUCAUCUUGUUAGAGCGGCCUCCGCAUGUAUGGCCCUCUGAAUAGAAGUAUUUUCUUGCAAUAUGCUACACGACUAUUUGAUGUUUUGGUACAAAACCCAUCCAUGUGAGUGGAGAAGGUAGCGUUAGAGAUGCAGACUAUGAAUAUUAAUGAUGGCAAUUACUCACAUUGGGAAGAAUUAAAAAGGUCUUCAUGGUGGCGUUAAAUAAGUGGCUGGCUUUGGAGGCUGUUGGUGUGCAUUUAUGUAUUGUUUAUUCACGUUGGAACUAAUUGUUGGGCUGAAGCUCA